AUGGUCGAGCUAGAUUUUUCUUCUGCGGGUACCAUCCCCGAAAAUGGAGUUCCCGACAUGACCCGUCUGACUGUCCUCAACGAAGAAGUCAUCAACAAGAAUCUAAAGAUUCGCUACGAGAACAGCAAAAUUUACACAUACACCGGCACCAUUUUAGUUGCAGUUAAUCCUUACAAGGACAUUGACAUCUAUUCACAGCACUACGUGUACAAGUACCAUGGCAAGAAGAUGCGAGAGAUGGAGCCGCACGUCUUCGCCCUGGCCGAGGCCGCCUACACCAACCUGCAGACCGACAAUCCCGGCAAGAAUCACAACAACCAGAGCUUGGUGAUCAGCGGCGAAAGCGGCGCGGGCAAAACCGAAUCCACCAGGUUCAUACUGCAGUACCUUUGCUCCGUCACCAGCGGCGUGUCCACGUGGGUCGAGCAGCAGAUACUCGAGGCCAAUACCAUCUUGGAAGCUUUCGGGAAUGCGAAAACGGUGAGAAACGACAACUCCAGCAGAUUCGGGAAAUUCAUGCAGGUGUGCUUCGAUUCGAGAUGGAUGAUAGCCGGUUGCAUAGUGCAGGAUUACCUGCUCGAACAGUCCAGAUUGACGUUCCAAGGACGCGGGGAGAGAAACUACCACGUGUUCUACCAACUAGUAGAAGAAGCAACGAGUAACGCCGAACUGGCCAAGCAGCUGCACCUGAAAGAGGCGAAAUUCUACAACUACUUGAACCAAUCGGACUGCAUUAAAAUCGACGGCGAUUCGAGGAAGCUCGACAGCCUGAUGCUGGCGUUUAACGUGCUGCAAGUGCCCGGCAACAAGUGCAACGGGAUAUUCCAAACGUUAUCGGCGAUUUUGUGGUUGGGCAAUUUGACGUUCGAAGACAUCGACGGGGAACGGUGCCAAUUGACCGAAGGCGACGAGAGUAUCAUCGAAAUUUUAUCGGAUUUGCUCGGCCUCGAACUGGAGCACAUCAGACAGGUCGUGUUGAUCCGGCAAAUCAACGUGCGCGGCAACAUCACGGAGAUUCCGCUCAAAUUGCAAGAGGCUAGAGAAAAUCGGCAUGCGAUGGCGAAAGCCCUGUAUUCGCGGACGUUCGCUUGGCUUAUAAAUCACAUAAACACGUGCACGAAUCCAGGGCAGGAUUCGACGAGGUUCAUCGGCGUGCUGGACAUCUUCGGUUUCGAAAAUUUCAACGUGAACUCGUUCGAACAGCUGUGCAUCAAUUACACGAACGAGAAAUUGCACAAGUUUUUCAACCAUUACGUGUUCGCGUUGGAGCAGGAAAUUUACAUACAAGAGGAAAUCCAAUUUAAUCACAUCGAUUUUACCGAUAAUACUUUAUGCUUGGAAUUGCUGGAGAAACCGCCGAGGUGUGUUCUAAGACUGUUAUCCGAACAGUGCCAUUUACCGAAGGGUUGUGAUGCUUCCUAUAUUUCCAAUCUUCAUUCUGAAUUCGAAAAUAACGAACGAUACGUUAAAGGUGAAGAUAGGCGAAAAUGGGAGACGGAGUUUGGAAUCAAACAUUACGCUGGCUGUGUAACUUAUAAUGUUAAAGGAUUCGUAGACAAGAAUCGAGAUGUUCAACAAGAUGUAUUUUUUGAUAUUCUAUCUAGAAGUAGUAACGAAUUCGUUCAGGAAUUGUACACCUUCCAGGAUUUGUCCAACACGUUGGCCCAAAGGACGAACAUUAACGGAGUUUCGACCGUAUCGAGGGGCACCAGCAAAGGGAAACCCACCGUUUCCGAUACCUUCAGGCACCAGCUGCAAGCUCUCGUCGACGUGCUACAAUCGACUACUCCUUGGUACGUUCGAUGCAUAAAACCGAACAAACACAAACAAGCGGAUAGCUACGACGAUCAAUUGGUGUUGGAUCAACUCAAAUACUUAGGAAUGUUAGAUAUAAUAAGGAUUAGAAAAGAGGGCUUCCCGAUUCACAUGAGCUUCGAAGAUUUCGUGAUCCGCUACCACUGCCUGUCCAAGAACCGCCUCCCUCCGGACAUGCCGAAGGCCUGCCUGAAUCUCGUCGAAACCCACAACGUGCCGAAAACCGAAUGGCAAAUGGGCAAAACGAAGGUUUUCAUGCGACCGCACGUCCACGAACCCCUCGAAGAAGCCAGAAACAAGCUGGUCAGAUCUCGGGCGAUUCUCAUACAAAAAACGUUUAGGAUGUACGUGAGACGGAAAGAGUUUUUGAAGGUUUUGAACGCCACGUUGAGGAUCCAACACGCCUACAAAGGCUGGAAAUUGCGGAUCGAUUUCCUGAGGAAGCGAAGAGCCGCCGUCGUCAUCCAGAGCCAUUUGAGAGGGGCCUUUGCCAGAGAAGUGGCGGCGGCGUUGAGGGAAAUGCGGCGCGUGGAAGAGGAAAUGAGAAAACGAGAAAAGCUGGAGGAAGAAAGGAAGCAAAGGGAGGCCGAACGGGCCGAAAGGAAACGAAAGGAAGAAGAGGAAGCUAAGAGAUUAAUGGAGGAGAAUAAACUAAACGAUAUUCCACCGCCGCCGCCGCCUUCUUUCGCGCAAGAAGAAGAUUUAGAACGCAGUGAAAAAGCGGCCCAACAAGAAAUAGCGGCUCUAUCGCAAAUGGCCGAGCAACUGAAGCACAAUCGAACAGAAGGUCCCACCGAAUCCGUGGACUUGGACAAUUUGUUCGCUUUCCUAUCCGACGUUCAACCGAACAACCGAAACCACAUCAUCGAGGAAAUCGGCGAAAAGAUGAACGAGCUCGUGGAAGAUUUGGACGUCGAAUUGGAAACGGUGAUACAACAAGAGCUGGAAGGCUUGGCGCAGGAGCAGCAACAACAACCGACGCCUCCUAAGAUGGGCCUGCCUACUCUACCGGAACCCACGGGGCCCCCGCCGCCGCCGCCUCCCAUUGAUUUUACAGUUAACGCAAACCCGGAACCUCAACCUCCUCUAGUACAAAUCGAAACCAAAGCAACAAAGGACGAGCCCAUUUACGAAGCCGUGCUUCCCCGAGAAGAACCGGUUCCCGUGUGCGUGUCGCCGCCUCCACUACCAGCGCCUCCUAGUCGCCUAGCAUCGGAAUCUCCUAAAACAACUCCAGCAGUAUCCAGAUCAAACAGCGAAGCCCACCCGACCUGGCGGUACUCGCAAGAACAUCCGCAGCAAGUCGCGCAGCUGCACCAGGAGGUGCCGAACACCGAGCGCGAACAACGGCGCAAAUUCCGCGUCGAGAAGAAACUGCAAGAGCUCAACGAAAACAGCGAGAAGGAGAACGCGUUCGUCGAAGAGACCAAAUUCGAUAUGGUGGAUUUCGCGAAUACGUACUUCAACGCGCACGAAAGGAGCCCCGAAGGCACCAUCAUGGCGACGCUGACGAGGAAACGGCAGAGUUCGGAGAUGAUCCCCAAAAGCGAAAUGGUCACCUACUACAAGGGAAGCAUUCCCAGUUCGCACCUGCAUCUGUACGAUCCCGAUAAUAUAAAUAUCGCUUGUAGUAUUUUUAGAGAUUUGAAUAAGUAUAUUCGAGGGGAAAUUAGUGGCGAACGAGAACUCCAAGUCAUCCAGUCGAUAAUCGGUUAUGCUUUGGAAAGGGAAGAGCUCAGAGAUGAAGUGUUCGUGCAAUGUAUGCGUCAAGCUACUAACAAUCCGAGCGUAGAAGGAACUGAAAGAGUUUGGUUGUUGCUUUGCCUGUGCAUAGUUUCAUUCCAACCGUCCAAAUUACUCUACCGGUACUUCGUAACGUUCCUGAAGAAGGACCUCACUCAACCCGGAAGGAUCAGUCAAUACGUGCAAUGGUGCUUGGACAAUUGCAAUAACAACAAAGUUUCUGUUAGAGAACACCCGCCUUCUUCUGUAGAGAUUGCUGCGAUGAAACGGUUGGGUACGAUAGUAUGCAGGUUUUUCUUCCUCGACGGGCGCACCAAAGCCAUCGACGUCCAUCCCACGGAUACCGCCGGAGACGCCGCUAAGAAGUUAGCGGAACGGUUGGGAUUGCGGAAUCUAGACGGCUGGGCGAUCUACCAGAGCCGCCCGGAUGGCGAGGAGCACGUGCGCGCGCAUCAUUAUUUGUACGAUAUCAUCGCCCAAUGGGAAUUGAAUCAAAAUAAGUUAGUGCCUCCGAGCAGUCUCUCCACGUUGGGCAGAAGAAGCGGCCAGACGGUCAGCGGCGGUGAGAAUCGGUUCAUAUUCAAAAGAAGAUUGUUCAAAUCUAGUCGUGAGCUUAGUCAAGAUCCGGUAGAAGUUAAUUUGAUGUACGCUCAAGCGGUUCAUAGCGUCGUAAAGUGUGACGAUUUCCCGGUCACCGAAAAAGUCGCUCUGCAACUGGCCGGUCUACAAGCACAAGUAGCUUUAGGAAAUCCCAAAGAUAAUAAUAAGUUCGAAUAUUAUAACGAUAUCGAAACAUAUCUACCUUAUAGGAUAAGCAGAACAAGAGGAGACGACGUUUGGGUUUCGAUUAUCGCUCAAGCUCACAAGCAAUACGGCGCGAAUCGUACAGAACUGACAGCCAAAGCUCUGUACUUAUCCUGCGUGAUGCAGUACCCUCUCUACGGCACCACCAUGUUCCCCGUCACCUAUCGCGGUUACUGGUCCUACGGGAACGCCCUGACUCUAGGCGUCAACUGCGAGGGCAUCAUGCUGAUCAAAAACGACGAUAAAUUCGUGCUCAACGAGUUCCACUACCAAGACGUCGAGAGCAUUCUGUUGGAUCCCAGCGACAGUUUCAUUACAAUCACGCUGCAGCGACACGUCAACGACAACAAUCACAAAUGCUACGUGUUCGAGACGCUCCAGAAGAACGAAAUCGGCUCGUUGAUAGCCAGCUAUUGCCCGUCGCUGGCCUGCUGGCUCACCGAAAACGAGGCGCCUUUGAAGAGAGUCAAAGCCAUCACUAACGAGGAUCGGGUUCGCUUGUAUCACAACCUGGUCAACUGCAGACGGGCUCUGGUCGAUUUGGAUAUCCUCAGGAAACCCAUAGAUUCGUCGGGGAACUUCUUACGGAACACUUUAAGGCGAUUGAGCAAGCAUAAAUUGGAUAAAUUAAGGCAGGAACACGGCGGCGAUACCGGGGAGACUUACAAGGGUUUUCAUUACUCGUUUUGGGCGUUUAGCAGGCAACAAUUAACGCAGAGUAUCAGCAGGAUACCCGAGCCCGACGAGCAGAUCAUGCUGCAAGUGUUUCAAAUCAUUCUCACUUACGCCGGGUUAGGUCAAAACGGCGAAGUCAUCAGGCGAGUCGAAGACGAACACGUUACCCUUCUGCAGACUAUAUUGGAGCGCUGUAUGAGGAAGGAAUCGCUUUUGUGCGAACUUUACCUGCAACUAAUCAAGCAAACCACCGAUCAUCCCGAUCCUAAUUCUCGAGUGAAUUUGAGGCACUGGGCGCUGCUGUCUUUGGCUUGUUCGGUGGUGUUGCCUCCGAACAAAACCAUACGCAGGUACUUGAUAGCUCAUUUGAAACGGUGCAGUUCGGAUUUCGUUACCGAAGAAGGAAAAUACGCAAGAUUCGCAGAGAAGUGUUUAUUGAAGACGCAGGGGACGAGGAGGAGACAAUGGCCCCCGUCGAGAGAGGAAAUACUGUGCACGAUAAACAGAAGACCGGUAUAUGCUCGAUUUCAUUUUAUGGACGGGCAAUACCACUCUGUGGAAUUCAAUCCAUCGGCAACGGCUAAAGAUGUUCUCGAGGUUGUUCGAGAUAAGAUAGGGCUCAGCGAGAACGCUAAAGGUUACGCCAUAUACGAGGUGCUAGGAAAUUCCGAACGUAGCUUAGCAGCCGAAGAGAAAGUGGCCGAUGUAAUGGCUAAAUGGGAAAGAUACAGAGCCGCCACGACGGCUAACGCCAUGAACAACGGCGGUACCACCAAAAGGGCCAGACCUCAAAACCACUUUUUCCUCUUCAAAAAACACCUGUUCAUGGACAAUUUCAUCAAUCUGAACGAUAACGUGGAAAAGGAGCUGCUGUACCAUCAAGUAUUGCACGAUUUGAGGACCGAUCGGUUCCCUGUUACCGAUAAAGAAGCUAUGAUGCUAACAGCCCUUCAAGCUCAAUUGGAACUGGGCGAUUUAGAGGAGGUAAUUCACGAUUACAGGCCGAUAGCAGCGCAUUGUUUACCGGCUCGCAUGGUACCGAUAUUACCGAACGAAGGCGUACAAAUGCACCACCAAUCCUUGAGGGGAAUGACUCCAUCCGAAGCCAAACAAGCGUUUCUAAACUUGAUCCAAAGCUGGCCCCUACACAAAGCCACCAUCUUCGAUGUGAUGCAAUCGUUCACGUCCAACUGGCCUCGCGUCCUCUGGCUGGCGGUGGACCAAAAAGGCCUCCAUCUGCUGGAGCACCGUUCGAGGAACACGCUGUGCACGUACGACUACAACAGCAUCAUCAGCUACUCGCCCGCCCUGAACUGCCUGAUGAUAAUCACGUGCAACGAUCGCAAGCAGAGCAAGGUGAUCCUGACCACGGCGCAGGCCUUCCAGAUCGCCACGUUGAUCAGGGAGUACACGGAGGAGUUGCACGGCCAGUCGGUGGAGCUGCGGAAGGCCGAGCAACAGCCGAAGAGCCGGCCGAUCAGCGGCUUGCACCAGAACAUGGCGCUGGUGCCGCCGCAGCCCAGCUAG
Messenger RNA from Phyllotreta striolata, 6564 nucleotides. Lineage: Eukaryota; Metazoa; Arthropoda; Insecta; Coleoptera; Chrysomelidae. The record is from the annotation of a GenBank genome assembly.